AUGGAUCCAGACCGCGAUGAUUGUGAAACACAUUUUAUUUGGGCAAAAGGGGGACUUGACAUUUGUGUCGCUUCAACGUGUCUGUGGAUCACGACGCCCCCCCCCCGGGUGUGUGCUCCUGCCCCGCUGCCCCGCUCCGGGCUCCGCUCCCUGUUGCUGCUCCUGUCCGUCGUGUCCGCCGCCGACGGCAAAACCUUCAGGUACUCGAUCUACGAGGAGGAGGUCCCGGGCACUGUGAUCGGAAACUUGGCCGAAGACGCGCAGAUAACCGCAGCCGAUGAUGAUCUGCGGAGCAGUUUCCGACCGAUGCAGAAGCUCAACGCGUCUUUGAUCCAAGUGGGAGAGAGUGCGGGCGACCUGACCAUCGGGGGCCGUAUCGACCGGGAGCAGAUCUGUCGGGACACGUCGCCCUGUCUGAUCGCUUUCGAUGUGGUCAACUUUUCCAGAGAGACCUUUAAACUGCUCCACGUGGAGGUCGAGGUCAGAGACAUCAACGACAACGCGCCCGAGUUCCCCAACUCCGAGAUGUCGGUGCAGAUCUCCGAGAGCUCAGCGCUCGGGACCCGAAUCCCUCUCGAGGUCGCGGUCGACGCCGAUGUCGGCGACAAUUAUCUGCAAAACUACGCCAUUUCUGCCAACAGCCACUUCAGCCUCGAGAUGCAAACCCGGAGCGAUGGCGUCAAGUGCGCCGACCUGGUGCUGGUCCAAGCCCUCGACCGGGAAAGUCAGGCUCACCUGACACUAGAGCUGUCCGCACAGGACGGGGGCCAUCCCCCUGAGGUGGGAAGAGCUAAGGUCCAGGUCGAGGUUCUGGACUGGAACGACAACAGCCCCGAGUUUGUGCAGAAGUCCUUCCUGGUGGAGCUCCAUGAAGAUGCUCCGGUGGGUUUCCUGCUGCUGCACCUGGAGGCCGUGGACCCUGACCAGGGGCUGAACGGACAGGUGGUCUAUGGCUUCAGCCCUCACCUCUCGCCUGAGGUUCGACAACUCUUUCGAGUCGAUGCCAAGUCUGGCCGUUUGACCCUGGAGGGGGCCGUCGACUACGAAAGCAGAAAAACGUACGAGUUGGAUGUUCAAGGUCGCGAUCUGGGUCCCAACUCCAUCCCCGCCAACUGCAAGGUCACCGUCAACAUCCUGGACGUGAACGACAACGCCCCGGAGAUCGCCAUCACCCCCAUGACCUCCGUCAGCUCCGGAGUCGCCUACAUCACCGAGGCCGCCGCCAAAGACAGCUUCGUGGCUCUGAUCGGCACCUCGGACAGCGACUCGGGCUCCAACGGCCAAGUGUCUUGUACUCUGUACGGACACGAUCACUUCAAGCUGCAGCAAGCGUAUGCCGACAGCUACAUGAUCGUCACCACGGCGGCUCUGGACCGCGAGAGGAUCGGGGAAUAUAACCUGACUGUGGUGGCCGAGGACCUGGGCUCCCCUCCCUACAAGAGCAUCAGGCAGUACACCAUCCGCCUGAGCGACGUGAACGACAACGCCCCCUCUUUCUCCAAAGCCAUCUACCAAGUGUCCGUCCUGGAGAACAACGCGCCGGGGGCUUACAUCACCACCGUGGUGGCCCGCGAUCCCGAUCUGGGUGCCAACGGGCAGGUCGGGUACCGUCUGGUGGACACGCAGGUCCUGGGGACCCCCGUCUCCGCUCUGGUGUCUGUGGACCCGACCACUGGGGCCAUCUAUGCGCUGCGCUCGCUGGACCGGGAGCGGCUGGAGGAGUUGGAGCUGCGGAUGGAGGCGAGUGACGGCGGCUCCCCACAGCUCAGCAGUUCAGCGCUCAUCCAGCUGAGGGUCGCCGAUCAGAACGAUAACGCUCCUGUCGUCACCCACCCCGUCCCUAGCAACCGCUCUGCGACAGUGCUGCUGCCUAGCAACGCACCAUCCGGUUACCUGGCAACACGCAUCCGCGCUCGGGACGCUGACGAGGGGCUGAAUUCUCAGCUGACGUACGGACUCCUGCGGGGGAGCCCCCGGCUCUUCACUGCCAACAGCGUGACCGGGGAGAUCUUCCUCAACAGACUCCUCAGCAAAGACAGGCCGCCCGCCCUCAAGAUCAUCGUGGCUGUUCACGACAACGGCCGACCAUCGCUGUCCUCCACAGUCACCGUCAGCUUUGUUGUGAGGCCACCAGCACCUCCCGGCAGCCAAGAGCUUGUCAUCCGCAGCUCUGCCCAAACACAGCGGCCCUGGGACAUCUCCUCCAUCAUCAUCAUGUUCCUCGGUGGAGGCUGUGUUGUGUUAAUGAUGGCAAUUAUUGGAGUGUCGGCGACUUGCCAUAAAAGUACUAAGGCAGGCAAACAUAGUGACAGUUCAUUUGGGACUAAAUGUCACAUUUCUCAGCUAGAAGCAAGAAGAAACCAAGAUGACAGGCUGAUGAAAAUCAGUGAGCCAGAUCAACUGAAAAUUGUUGACAUGCAGCCAAAUUCAUCUUCUGAAUUUUCUUUGACAAAUGAAUCGGAAGAUUGUGAAAGUGCAGGAGUUGUAGGAUCAAUAGAGGGGGAAGAGGGUGUUUGUCUACUGGAAGCAGAUCAUAAAGUCCCAAGCUAUAAUGUGGAGAGCUUUUUACCAGAAUCUGCUCUUAAUCAUGGAACUUUCCUUGAAGUUGCUGUCCAACAAGGCAGAGGCUUUCUAGAUCCAGUUCAAGAUGGAUUUAGUGGAAAGGACAGCGGUAAAGGGGACAGUGACUUCAAUGACAGUGAUUCUGAUAUAAGUGGCGAUGGAAUAAGAAAAGGAAACAUGUCAAUGGAACAAAGACAGAAUGGUCUAUUACCUUGUCUUAAGGAAAACCAAACUCUUGGUUCUCAUCCAGAACCAUAUUACAGGCUAGCCGCUCAGGCAACAGAUAUUAGUAAACUCUCUCCCCAGUUUAAACAGAGCUAUAUGAUUGCUUAUUCAACAGUACCUGCUACCUUCCUGCACUCUACAUGUGGCAAAACCACUUCACUUCCUCAAGAUCAUCCAUUGAAUUACACAUGUCAAUAUGGACACUUACCAAAAUCAGGAGCACUGCAGAUUUCUCAAAGAGUUUUUCCCAGAGAAUCUGGAAGAACAAUGAUUUUUCCCCAUCCACCAGAAGUGAGACACAAUGAAGUGACUGAAAUUAGUUCGUCUGUACAUAUUGUCCCAGGAUCUAGAUGUCACCAGAACUAUGUGAACAGAACAAUCUCAGAGGUGGCUACUUCUUUUUGA
Molecule: messenger RNA, 3192 nt
Organism: Callorhinchus milii (elephant shark)
Lineage: Eukaryota; Metazoa; Chordata; Chondrichthyes; Chimaeriformes; Callorhinchidae
Product: protocadherin-8-like
Biological process (GO): homophilic cell-cell adhesion
Cellular component (GO): plasma membrane
Molecular function (GO): calcium ion binding
Source: RefSeq, a predicted model, not a curated record